Laccaria bicolor S238N-H82 is the source of this 906-nucleotide messenger RNA. RefSeq lists its product as uncharacterized. The record is from RefSeq and is a predicted model, not a curated record. The transcript is spliced from 3 exons. The coding region runs from base 1 to 906 and encodes 301 amino acids. NCBI's taxonomy places the organism in Eukaryota, Fungi, Basidiomycota, Agaricomycetes, Agaricales, Hydnangiaceae.
AUGUUAAAUUCAAUAAAUUACGCUCAUCACCGGAUUCUGAUAUCUGUGAGAAAUACCUUGCUUAUUCGCCUCUCUGCAUACCACCGAAACCUCCCUGAUGCCUCCCUGACGCGCCUUUUCGCAGUUCGCUCCACACACUUGCCAUUUGUUUUCGGGAAUCCAAUAUCGUGCGCGGGGGGCAAGAAUCUAGAUGCUGGACUCUCUCCCGCUGUGUCCUGCCAACACACACGGGGCAACUUCGUCUGCGCCUCAUCUUUCGCGCUUGCUCAGCUUUCGGAGGGGGGUGCAACUGAAGAGGGAGGAGGUUGGGGAAUACAAGGAAAGGAAUGGAGAGCCGCCAUCCUCAAUGCUCAUCUUCCAGGUGCGUCGAUUGAAUCUCACAUCCUCUGCCAUUUGACUUUGACGCAUGCUCUUACUUUUAGAAAUCGCCAUGGACUUGCGUCUGCGAAAUUGAACGUGUCCUUUGUUGGGACAACGAGGGGUGGCAGGGCUAGGCAGCAAUGCUCACGCGCAGACAACACCUAUGACGAGCACAUGCGUUUUGAUUGGGGUUCAGUCUGUGGCUCGAUCCGCGGAAGGUUUAGCUGUGUCCCAUUGACUCCUCCCCCUCCCUUUCUCCCCUCCCCUCCAACUGACGACCCCAGUUCAGUGUCAGGCUUGGCCCACGGCAUCGAGAUGUUGCCACUAUUGUGCAAAUGUAACGGGAAACGAUUUCAUUUGCUCUUACGGCCAUGUUGCACAUCAAUGUAUGUUAUCACAAAAUAUUUCCGUCAAGGUGGAUGGCCGGCGCUUUCCAUCCAUGGGGACAAAGAGCAUCGCUUCAGAUUCAGGACCCUCAACACAUCCCUGCGGAAUGUUAGGUUCAGGACCCUCACCAUCGUCCCUGCUGCCACUCUUGGAUCUUGA